CUAAACUAUAAUGUGUGUUGUACUGUAAAAAAUACCCAUGUUAUAAUUAUAGCGAUAUAAAUUAACACAAGUUUACAAUAAUAACAAAAUAACACAAAUUGUUUGCAUAAAUUUAUUUUCAAUGUCUGACAACUCAUCUCAAACCCAAACGCACCGGUAUUUCGCUGUAAUAAUAAUAUCUCUGGAGAUGAGAUAAUCCCGUUGUCUCUUGUGAUACCAUUCCUCCUGAGGGGACGAACAGACAGACACCUUCACACACAUCACACCCACCCCUUCCACAGCACUGACCACAUCAUGACUGUCAGCACACAAGAUAACGGUCACGACAACACUCAAGACAUGAACAAAUUGAUCGAUUGUCUCAUCAAUUAUGCCAAAGAGUAUCACAUUAAACGUUUGGAUCCGUUUUACAUGAGAGAGAAACAUACCAUCGAUUUUAAUGAAUACGGAAUCGUCGCCAGAAUCCUAAUCACUGGACACAUGUGUUUACUCAUACUAUUGACACUCAUAAGCCAAACACUGGCAGGUCGGUGCCCGCAAUCCACCCGGGUGCUUCACCCGUGCCACUGUCACGCGGACACCCAUACCAUCGAGUGCGGCCCAUCGCCCAUCAAAUACAGCCUACGGCACGUGUUUCACGCCCUGAGCGAACACAUGGCCGACAGACCCCAACCCGAGCGACAAUUCCGGACCCUAUUGUUCAACAACCCGGCGAUCGAGGACUGGGAGUCCAACCUAUUGGGCGACAUAUCGUUUCACAACAUCACUAUCGACAACGCCCGGGCCCUCACGCGGAUAGCCAGCAACGCGUUCAAUCGCACGGGGGGUCAGGUGCGCACAUUCACCGUCCAGGGGCCCAAUCGACUGGGCGCCCAGCAGUACGUCAACCAACUGUUUGACGCCCUGAGCAGUUUGGCGAACAUCCGGGAGGUUAGCCUCGAGCUGCCGGCCCUCCGAUCGUUCCCCUCCUACGCGUUUGUGACGCCCAUUUCGGGCGCAAAACAGGCCAAGUUUGAACGAUUCUGGCUCCGGGCGCCCCGUCUACACACCGUACCUAACUAUGCCUUUUACGAGCUGCACGCCCUGCGGUGGGUCACCGUACGGGCCGACCGCCUGAGCCGUGUCGAGGCCCACGCGUUUGACUUUGAAUGGCCCGCCAAUCACGUACUGCACGUCGACCUACAGCACAAUCGGAUGCCCGAGUCUAGCGUCGAGUCGGACUGUUUUAUGGACACUAAACGCCCGGUGCGACUACUGCUCGGCCAUAAUGGGUGGCAAUCGGUGGCCAGGGCUGUGUUUGAGCCCCUGCUAAACACCGAUCCACGCAACGUGAUUGACCUGGCUGGCAAUCCGUUAAGGUGCGAUUGCCGUAUAGCGUGGCUUAUCCGGGAGCCUGAGCUCUAUAGGAAACAGUUAGUGAAUGGCCAUUGUGUGGGUGAUAAUGGGGGUGGUAUGGGUGCCAGUGGGGUGGCUGUGACAGAUGGUAACACUACUGCCGGUGCCGGUGCUGUGUCUGUGGUGAAUGUGUGGUCGCUGGACGAGAGCCGGUACGCCCGGUGCGACCCCCAUAAUAACGGCGGUUAUCAUAACUAUACGCCCGAAUUGGUGCUUAAGAUGUCCUCAUCGGGUGUGGCCGUCGGCACCGGUGGUUAUCUGAGCGCCGGUGGCUGUUAUGGCCCGACCCUAUUAUAUUAG
Messenger RNA from Medioppia subpectinata, 1695 nucleotides. The record is from the annotation of a GenBank genome assembly. NCBI's taxonomy places the organism in Eukaryota, Metazoa, Arthropoda, Arachnida, Sarcoptiformes, Oppiidae.